UACAGGUCUCCAAGUUAGCUGAUGUCAUGGUCAGACAUGGUGUGAAGAAAGGCGAUCGUGUGGUCAUCUACAUGCCCAUGAUUCCACAGACAGUGUACUGUAUGCUGGCUUGUGCAAGAAUAGGAGCCAUCCACAGCCUGAUUUUUGGUGGAUUUGCAUCUAAAGAACUUUCUGUUCGCAUUGAUCAUGCAAAGCCCAAACUUAUUGUAACAGCAAGUUUUGGAGUAGAACCAAAAAGGAAAGUGGAAUACAUAUCCCUCCUAGAAGGAGCACUGGCAAGGGUGCAGAACAAGCCUGAUAAAGUUCUCAUUUACAAGCGACCUAAUUUGGGCCAUGUUCCUCUUGCCCCAGGUCGCGAUCUUGACUGGGAAGAAGAGCUUGCAAAAGCACAGUAUUAUAAAUGUGUCUCCGUUCCCUCAGACCAUCCACUUUAUAUUUUAUAUACUUCUGGAACAACCGGCUUGCCCAAGGGUGUUGUCAGACCAACAGGUGGCUAUGCAGUUAUGCUGAACUGGACAAUGUCAGCUGUAUAUGGACUCAAAUCUGGUGAGGUGUGGUGGGCAGCUUCUGAUUUAGGCUGGGUUGUUGGUCAUUCAUACAUUUGCUAUGGGCCUCUCCUACAUGGGAAUACUACAGUUUUGUACGAGGGGAAGCCUGUGGGAACGCCAGAUGCUGGUGCCUAUUUCCGUGUGCUAGCAGAGCAUGAAGUAGCUGCCUUCUUUACUUCACCAACUGCAAUUAGAGCAAUCCGUCAGCAGGACCCCGAGGCAGCCUUGGGAAAGCAGUACUCUCUGAAAAGGUGA
Balearica regulorum gibbericeps (East African grey crowned-crane) is the source of this 803-nucleotide messenger RNA. NCBI's taxonomy places the organism in Eukaryota, Metazoa, Chordata, Aves, Gruiformes, Gruidae. The record is from RefSeq and is a predicted model, not a curated record.